AUGGUUGCAACCCCUGAAAAGCUGGGACCAGAUGAGCAACAAGCAACAAACACCACAGUUGCAAUUGGAGAAGAAACUUCAACAGCAUCCACGAACCAAUGCAGUGAAAGCAAGCUUGUGGCUGAGUCUUCAGAAAUGAGCUGCAGCCCAGAAGAAAAGCUUGAGGAACCCAGUGAGAUGUCGGAGGAAAAGCAAAAUGAGGAAACGCUAGGAGCUGAAGAAGGUGUUCCUGAGGUUGUUGCCCAAAGUAGCGAGACACUGAUUGUUGUGGAGGCGGAGGGACAAGCAAACGCCACGUCCAUCGACCCGGCUGAAGUUAACAAUGCACAAGAAGAAGAGACCAAAGAAGUCACGUGUAAUGUUGAGUCAGCAGCUCCAUCUGACCUUCUUCAGAGCAGUAGCCAUGAGGUGAAAUGUGACAGCGGCGUCCAGUCGUCUGACACCGUUGUUGAAAGUGGGCAGACACCUAUACAGGAGCUGGACAUCAUGGAUGCACUCGAUUGUGGAAUCUCAUCGGAUGAAACGACUAAAGACGUUUUUACCGCGAGACCCAUAGAAGUGACGGAGGCCUUGGAUGUGGAGACACCAAACGAAGCUUCUCCAGAGACUCAAACGGUGGAGACGGAACCAAACAGAAUAUCUGAUGACAAGGACACCAAUGUUGUCGCAGUGUGUUCCUUCUGUGAGCAAGUCAUUGAUGGAAACAUCAGGAUAAUCCUCAAUGAACCUGCAAUUAGCUGUCACCCCGAGUGUCUGAAGUGUGCUGUCUGCGCCUGUGUGCUGGGGAACCUCACUUCUCCAAUGUUCCUGCGUAAGCAGCAAAUCCAGUGUGAGAUCUGCUCUGCAAAUCCUAUUACGACCUGA
Synchiropus splendidus (mandarinfish) is the source of this 864-nucleotide messenger RNA. Its product is annotated as zinc finger protein 185-like. The record is from RefSeq and is a predicted model, not a curated record. Bases 1 to 864 code for a protein of 287 amino acids. The transcript is spliced from 3 exons. NCBI's taxonomy places the organism in Eukaryota, Metazoa, Chordata, Actinopteri, Syngnathiformes, Callionymidae.